GUGCAUCGGCUAUGCUGCCAAUUUGAGCUUGAUUUUGCCUCUUCAACCUCGUCGUCCCUUGUACAAAUUUUCACUUUCUCUGAUUCCUAUCAUUUUUGCCAUGACUGAUAGCAAGGUCCCUCAGCCGGGCCCAGCGAAGCUCAAGCGCAAUGCAGGACCGGACGAGUGGUUAGAGGCAGCCAAGGACUGCAAAUACCUCUCGGAGUCACAUAUGAAGCAGUUAUGUGAGAUUGUGAAAGAGUAUAUGAUGGAAGAGUCCAAUAUUCAGCCAGUAUCGACCCCCGUCACCGUCUGCGGAGAUAUUCACGGACAAUUCUACGACCUCUUAGAACUAUUUCGCGUCUCCGGUGGUAUGCCAGACGCGUCGCUAGCUGAACCUCCGAAGACUUCUUCUGCUGUGAUUACAUCGGACGACAUUGAACCGCCCACCACGAUAACAGAUCCAGAGUUGAGAAAGAAGUUGGGGAAGCCAGGGACAGCAGGAGAUGAUGAUGAUGACGAUGAUGAUAAUAAUGAGAAUGCUGGUCAAAAAGAAAAGUCUUCGAGUUCAGGGACUUCGGAAAUAGCUGUCAACCGCAACUUCGUGUUCCUCGGCGACUAUGUGGAUAGAGGAUAUUUCAGUCUGGAGACCCUGACAUUAUUAUUGUGUUUGAAAGCGAAGUAUCCUGACCGGGUGACGCUCGUUCGUGGCAAUCACGAGUCUCGGCAGAUCACACAGGUAUAUGGUUUUUACGAGGAGUGUUUGCAGAAGUAUGGAAAUGCUUCCGUCUGGAAGGCCUGCUGUCAAGUGUUUGAUUUUAUGACCCUGGGUGCUAUUAUUGAUGGUCGGGUCCUGUGCGUCCAUGGAGGACUAAGUCCAGAAAUUAGGACCCUGGAUCAAGUUCGAGUCGUCGCCAGAGCUCAAGAGAUUCCUCACGAAGGUGCAUUCUGUGACUUGGUCUGGUCAGAUCCAGACGAUGUCGAGACAUGGGCAGUCAGCCCUCGAGGAGCCGGUUGGCUUUUUGGUGACAAGGUAGCGGACGAGUUCUGCCAUGUUAACGAUUUGACCCUCAUUGCACGAGCCCACCAGCUUGUAAACGAGGGUUACAAGUAUCACUUCUCGAACAAUAAUGUGGUUACCGUCUGGAGUGCUCCCAACUACUGCUAUCGCUGCGGAAAUUUGGCGUCCGUAUGCGAGAUCAACGAGGACCUGAAACCAACAUUCAAACUUUUCAGUGCUGUUGCUGAUGACCAACGGCAUGUCCCACAGUCACGGGGAGGGCGCAGCGAGUACUUUUUGUAAACUAUGCUCUGGACUUUUCCCUUGCACUCAUGCUGUCGUGGUGAUGAAGGCGUUAUUUGCACCGGCGCUGGCGUUCGGGAGAUACCUGAUGUAAUCGCCUUCUUCUGUAGGCAGUGAUGGACAUCAUAUAUAACGAUCUAGAAACACGCUUAAUGACAUCCGAUAUUACAUAGCC
This is a messenger RNA of Aspergillus nidulans FGSC A4, 1457 nucleotides long. It is a transcript of the gene sitA, whose product is annotated as protein sitA. Gene Ontology annotation, biological process: cellular response to oxidative stress; regulation of actin cytoskeleton organization; regulation of fungal-type cell wall organization. Gene Ontology annotation, molecular function: protein serine/threonine phosphatase activity; hydrolase activity. Gene Ontology annotation, cellular component: protein phosphatase type 2A complex; protein serine/threonine phosphatase complex; cytoplasm. Lineage: Eukaryota; Fungi; Ascomycota; Eurotiomycetes; Eurotiales; Aspergillaceae. Bases 101 to 1282 code for a protein of 393 amino acids. The record is from RefSeq and is a predicted model, not a curated record. The transcript is spliced from 4 exons.